UACACAUUUAUGUCCAAUCAAAAUAAUAAAAUGAAAGUCUCAAACGAGAGAGAGAGAGAGGAGAGAGAGAGAGUGAGAGAAUGAGUGGAGAAGGUAAGGUAGUGUGUGUCACAGGUGCAUCAGGUUUCAUAGCAUCAUGGCUCGUCAAUCUCUUGCUUCAGCGCGGUUACACCGUCAAAGCAUCAGUUCGUAACCUAAAUGACCAAAGAAAGACUGAACACCUGCUUGCGCUUGAUGGAGCCAAAGAAAGACUUCAUUUGUUUCAAGCAGACUUACUGGAAGAAGGAUCCUUUGACUCUAUAGUUGAUGGAUGUGAAGGUGUUUUUCAUACAGCAUCUCCUGUUCAGUUUUCAGUGUCUGACCCACAGGCGGAACUAAUUGAUCCUGCACUAAAGGGAACAAUUAAUGUGUUAAGAUCAUGUGCCAAAGUUCCAUCUGUUAAAAGAGUGGUUCUGACAUCAUCUUUGGCUGCUGUCACAUUCAACCGAAAGAUGCUAAUUCCUGGUGUCUUAGUUGAUGAAACUUGGUUCUCAGAUCCAUUGUUUUGCAAGGAGUCAAAGCUUUGGUAUCAGCUUUCAAAGACGUUGGCAGAGGAGGCUGCUUGGAAAUUUGCAAAAGAGUAUGGGAUUGACAUGGUUACAAUUAAUCCAGGAUGGGUGAUUGGUCCUCUCUUACAACCUACUGUUAAUUCAACUGUGGAGGUAGUUCUCAACCUCAUAAACGGAGCUAAAUCAUUUCCAAAUGCAACUUAUAGAUGGGUAGACGUUAGGGAUGUUGCCAAUGCACAUAUUCAAGCAUUUGAAAUUCCCUCAGCCAGUGGAAGAUAUUGUGUGGUUCACAAGCCUGCACACUUCUCUGAGGUUGUCAGAAUUUUGCACGAGCUCUACCCUGCACUAGACCUCCCUGACAAGGACCUGUGUCCCCACUUCGGGAACUUGCGAAGCGAUGCACCCCAAUCACACUGCCUGCAUGGACGAACCAACCAGCCAAUCAUGCUAUACUUACCUUCCAACCCAAUUCAGCUUACAGGUUUUUAUUAUAGUUAUGCAUCUAAUGCCACAUCGCAUACGUAAGCAGAAAUUUCAUUUAGUAACCAUUUUAACCUCCAUUUCAAGAGCUACUAAUCCUAAGGAAUUUCAAUUGUUUGGACUUCUGAGGGAUUUUGUGUUCAUGCAAUAUUGUUGAUGGAUGCCUUCACCAAUUAAGUAAAUGCUCUAGAUUAUUUGUUAUCUAUUUGAAUUGGAUCUCAAGCACGUUUAACACUAAUUUUGUAUCGAAUUCUCUAGUUAAUAUUUUAUUGAUGCUGUUAAAUUAGCAACAUGGGCAGUUUACUUUUAUCCUUGAGGGGCAACUGGGAUACAUAUUUUGAUAGUGCUUGCUAAAGUUGAUUUAAUCCCUAAUCGAAAGAUACUGGAACACAAAUUUUCUAUGGGGUGUUUGGGAAUUUGCUUUGCUUAGGUUGCACAUUGUCCACCAUGAUUUAUGCAAUCUUUGCCCCAUGUGUUUUUUAUA
Messenger RNA from Rhododendron vialii, 1512 nucleotides. Its product is annotated as phenylacetaldehyde reductase-like. Gene Ontology annotation, molecular function: oxidoreductase activity, acting on the CH-OH group of donors, NAD or NADP as acceptor. Bases 81 to 1073 code for a protein of 330 amino acids. The record is from RefSeq and is a predicted model, not a curated record. The transcript is spliced from 6 exons. Lineage: Eukaryota; Viridiplantae; Streptophyta; Magnoliopsida; Ericales; Ericaceae.